Puccinia graminis f. sp. tritici CRL 75-36-700-3 is the source of this 678-nucleotide messenger RNA. RefSeq lists its product as uncharacterized. The record is from RefSeq and is a predicted model, not a curated record. The coding region runs from base 1 to 678 and encodes 225 amino acids. NCBI's taxonomy places the organism in Eukaryota, Fungi, Basidiomycota, Pucciniomycetes, Pucciniales, Pucciniaceae. The transcript is spliced from 4 exons.
AUGCUUGUCGACACCAAACUCCUCGCCUUGAUCAGCUUCGCCCUCGCCGCCCACUGUAGCGCUUCCGUCUCCCAACCGCAGCCGGCCAUGAGAGAUAGCGCUGUGAAAAACAGUUCUGAUGUCGGGGCCAACGGGGCCGUCCCCACCAACGCGAUCCUAAUCACUCCAACUAAAAACAGUUCCGGGAUCCCUUCUCCAGGCCCUAAUGGCUCAACCAACCCAGCUCCCGGCUCCGGCCUCUCAUCAGAUCCUUCGUCCGUCUCGCCACCUGGUUCCGGCGCACCCGUUCCCGGAGACAUGUCUUCUGGAAAAUGCUUGUGUCCAGCUCCUUCAACUCGCGGUAGUGCCAGUGCUUCACCAGGGAGUGCUGCUUCUUCAGCCACUGCAACGGGGCCGCAACUUGCUGGCAAUGGCACACCAUCCACCCCGGCCUCCAACUCGUCGAGCGAGGCCGCUCCCGCUUCGGGCGCCUCAUCUAAUCCUCCUACGACCUCGCCCACCCACCAAGCCGACGGCGCCCCUCCCACCACCAAUGCCUCUUCGACCACGACUCCCCCUCCCGAUCACCAGCCCUCCCCCGAGGGUAACUUAACUCAUUCCAUCGCUAGUCCUUCCUUACCUAACUCUUUCCCUCUCGUCGGUCUCCUCACCGCCGCUGCUGUCGCCUUUGCCUUCUGA